AUUUGAGCAAUCGGAACUACCAAGAAAACUUGGUCGAUAAUCUACAACAAAACAAGUUGAGCAAAAUCCCUCGAUCAUCGAUCAGAGAAACACACACACACACGCCAACACCUCCACCUCCACCUCCACCUCCACCUGCUGCCACCAAAUUCAGCUAUCUCCCUCAAAACCCUCUAAAAAAUUGCACCCACUACUACCAGUUUUCAUUAUCCAAAUUCUUUCAUUGUUUUCUUGAUGUAUACAUGGUGAAGAAAAUGGAGUUGUGAAAAGGAAAGCCAAAAGGGGUUUUCUCGAAUGACGUUGCAUAGUUGGAGGGAUGCCUACAGUGGCAUGUCGGCUGAUAAUAUCAAGGGUUUGGUUUUAGCAUUGUCUUCAAGUUUGUUUAUUGGUUCCAGCUUCAUCAUUAAGAAAAAGGGUCUCAAGAAAGCAGGCGCUUCUGGUAUUAGGGCGGGAAGCGGAGGAUAUUCAUACUUAUACGAGCCUCUAUGGUGGGUAGGCAUGAUAACAAUGGUUGUUGGAGAGGUUGCAAAUUUUGCAGCCUAUGCAUUUGCACCAGCUAUCCUGGUCACUCCUCUUGGGGCGCUCAGCAUUAUAAUAAGCGCUGUACUUGCACAUAUAAUUUUACGAGAGAGGCUGCAUAUUUUUGGAGUUCUUGGUUGUGCUUUAUGUGUUGUGGGUUCCACAACAAUAGUUCUACAUGCUCCUCAAGAACGUGCCAUUGAAUCAGUGGCAGAAGUAUGGGAUCUUGCUACAGAGCCAGCCUUUGUUCUAUACGGGGUACUGGUGUUGGUAGCUGUUUUUGUACUUGUCUUGCACUAUAUCCCGUUAUAUGGUCAGACACACGUAAUGUGCUACAUUGGAGUUUGUUCGCUAGUGGGUUCUUUGUCGGUCAUGAGUGUGAAAGCUCUUAGCAUUGCUUUGAAGCUUACUUUUUCAGGAACAAAUCAACUGGUGUAUCCUCAAACAUGGGCUUUUACCGUCUGUGUUCUGCUUUGUGUCAUUACUCAAAUGAAUUACUUGAAUAAGGCGCUUGACACCUUCAACACGGCUGUUGUCUCUCCAAUAUACUAUGUUAUGUUCACAACUCUUACUAUCUUGGCAAGUGUCAUCAUGUUCAAGGAUUGGGAUGGGCAAGAUCCGACCCAAAUCAUAACGGAACUUUGUGGGUUUGUGACCAUCCUUUCUGGAACCUUUCUUCUUCAUAAAACCAAAGACAUGGCUGACGGUUCCAUACGAUUUUCCAAGCACAUGGACGAGGAAGAAGGCAUCCCGUUGAGACGACAUGAUUCCAGUAAUCUGAGGUUGCCAUAAUGUUUUUCCUUUUCUUAGUAGAAAACCACACUACUAUUGGUGUUUUUCAUUACUUAGCUAGGCCCAAUCAAAUCAACUUUCUUCGGUUAUACAAACUUGUGCUGCCUCCUUUCCGUUAUGUAUUUUUUUGAGGUUGCUGAGUGAUGUUGCGAUUAGUUUCAAAGGUUGUAUCACGUCGUCUUGAUAUGUAUAAACCAUCAAGUUUAUCGAAUGGUGGGCUACUUUUCACCUUGUGUAUUGGUAUAUUUAUGGGAGAAGAACACUUGAUUGUUCUUUUUGUUCAACUUUUGCUUUCAUCAAGACGAUAAGAUACGACUUUCAAGGAGUUUCUGCAACAAGGUCUUGGAUUCAAACCUCUUUGAUGAUUGUAGGACGAGUACGGUGGGAUACUUUGUAAAUGAAGUUGAUUAGAUUUGGAUGGAUAUUACGAUGAAUCCUUGAUUGC
This is a messenger RNA of Cynara cardunculus var. scolymus (artichoke), 1756 nucleotides long. RefSeq names its product probable magnesium transporter NIPA4. Gene Ontology annotation, cellular component: membrane. Gene Ontology annotation, molecular function: magnesium ion transmembrane transporter activity. NCBI's taxonomy places the organism in Eukaryota, Viridiplantae, Streptophyta, Magnoliopsida, Asterales, Asteraceae. The transcript is spliced from 9 exons. The coding region runs from base 295 to 1311 and encodes 338 amino acids. The record is from RefSeq and is a predicted model, not a curated record. Gene Ontology annotation, biological process: magnesium ion transport.